AUGGUUACUAAAUAUAAAGAAUAUACUGUAAAGGAGUUAAAGAAAGCUUUGCAAAAUUUAAAAUCCAACAAAGGUAACCUUAGUAAAAUUAAAUACGUCUCCCGCACAUUGCGUGAUAAGCUUCGUAUUAACAACAAUGAUGGGCUAACCUCUGACAGCAAUGAGUCAUUCAAUCAUGACAAUUUUAUCGUACGGAACUUUGGGGGUUAUAUUAAAAACGUUAUCAAUAAGAAGGACUCAAUAUUACCAUCAUUUAACGUGAUAGAUUGCUCCACCUAUUUUUCAAAAUCUCUGGCUAAAAAUAAUCCUAGUAGACUGUUUAACAUUCCCAGCUGGAUUCCAAAGUUAUCUGAUCCCGAAGUUCAAUUUAACUUUGACCCCCCGACUUACCAACAAAUUACUGAUGUGAUACGUAAAAUGAAAUCGUCUGGCUCCCCUUGCCCCCUUGAUCAGCUUUCGAUAAUAUGUUUUAAGCGAUGUCCUUAUCUGAGAACUUGCCUAAGUGAACUAAUUCAAGAAAUUUGGCUAUCUGGAAUUGUCCCGAAUGAAUGGAAAAAAGCCUGUACUAUAUUAAUACAUAAGAAAGGCAACACUGAUGAUCCGUCAAAUUUCCGUCUCAUAACACUUGAGUCCAUACCAUUAAAAGUAUUUACAUCUUGUCUUCGAAACGCAAUAUAUUCCUUCCUCGCAUCCAAUAACUUUAUCGAACACGGCAUACAAAAGGGCUUCACCCCUAAUCUAUCUGGCACUCUAGAACACACUGCGGAAAUGGCUGACAUCAUUAACAAAGCCCGCAUCAGACAACGCUCUGUUGUCAUCACCCUACUUGAUCGGAAGAAUGCUUUCGGCGAAGUCCACCACAAUCUCAUCCAAUCAGUACUCGACUACGACCACAUCCCAGAACACAUAAAAUUCGUUAUAAAAAGUUUAUAUAGUCAUAUAAUAAUCUAUAUAUAG
Molecule: messenger RNA, 957 nt
Organism: Paramuricea clavata
Lineage: Eukaryota; Metazoa; Cnidaria; Anthozoa; Malacalcyonacea; Plexauridae
Source: the annotation of a GenBank genome assembly